UUUUUUUGCAGAUGAUUUUAUUAUAGAAUAGCCUUUUUGGAGCAGAAGGUGUGUCCUCCGCUGGAGCUCAUUUCGCAGAACAUGGGCAAAACACUUCAAUGGUGUAUCAUGUUCUUCUUUGUUUUUUCCACAACUGCGGAAGCCAUAAAAUGCUACGUUUGCAAGUCAAGCAAGAGCAACAUGUGCAAUGAUCCCUUCGACAAGACGCGAGCUAGAAAGGACAACCUCUUGAAGGAAUGCUCUUACGACCUGCUCGCAUCCGAGGCCACGGGAACAAUACCGAGGGAAAAUGUGACCUUCUUUUGCCGCAAGGGAUAUCAAAUGGUUCAUGGCAAGGAGCACAUCUACAGAAGUUGUGGCUGGGAACCGUAUUAUGUGGAAGGCCGUGACUGCUACUUCACUGCCGUAGAGAACGUCAAAUCGACCACUUGCGAGUGUCACGAAAAUGGCUGCAACGACUCAGAAACCAAAUCCGUCACGAUGUCCGCCCUGAUUGUCUCUGCAAUGCUUGUCAUUCUGCUCAUUCCCAGACUGCUCAGAUCUUCGCUUAAUAAUUGCUGCUGACAAAGACAGUUCUGAGUUCUAAGGCCAUGGUGCAGGUCAAUCACUUCUCGCAAACAAUUAAUUGACAGCACCGCCAAUCAUCUCAAUGCUCCGGCCAGCACUGAUACGCGCAGUGAUGAAUCCGUUCAAUUGAUCCAAACUGAUGAUGUUAACGCUCGCAAGUUGUUCGGGGGAUCUUCCUUCACAUACCCACUCAUUUCGUACGAACAGUUCAUGAUCCAGGUGCAAGGCUUUAGACCCGUGUUCAGACAGUGAUCACUUCAAUUAAUGGUGCUGACUCGUUUGCGAGUCCUGUAAUUCAUCCUGAUGAUUUUCAGUUGCGUAUUUAAUACGAUUUUCUUACCAUAUACUGUAAUUGGGUUGAAUCUCUGAAGAUCUUAUUCACUUCGAAGUCGGUGGAUACAUGAUAAGUGAGAAUGUGGUGAUGCUUCUGUAUAAUUUGAAUCAUGAUGUGCUGUUUAGGCAUCACUAGGGAUUAAUUAUUCUUUCUUUUUACAUUAAUCUCGAAGAAUGAUAAAAGUUCAGUACAGUAUAGACUUUCCUCUGUAUCAGUUUGAUGGCUCAUAUUGAUCGCGAGGUUGAUCCCGAAAUAAAGAAUGAGGAGACGAUACUCUGUGAGGGCAUGAUGAAACGCUUCCGAAAGACCGUCAACCAAUAAUGACUGCAACGGAUGGCUGGAUGGCUUCUGCCAUUUGUUGCCUUUAAACGAUGGCAGAGAUAUUUUAUUCACGAUUCGCGCACUGCCCCGAUGGAUGUCUUUAUUCGCUCGGCUCCUGGGAAGAAUUCGUACCUGGCAUCCACAGCUAUCGAGGAUCACAAUUUCAGCGCAAGUGGAGAAAUCGCUGGCCAUUCGAGUAGUAUGAUUGUGGGGUAAAAGGAAAGUAUCCUGCUGAAGGAACCGACGUCGUAAGUUUUAGACACGAGCAGUAACGCGCGCGCGGUUGAAUGAACUUCAUUGUAUAGACGAGAGAAGCAAGUGACGUAUAUAGACGGACAAGUACUGUACCAUAUAGUUCUCUUCUGUGUGUUGCAGUCGUUUCAGGGUGACACAGAUUCUGUAUACGUUGCGAAAUACACCAUCAGAACGAGAUAGCCCCAGAGGGGUGCGUUUGUGUACUGAACUUUCGUGUUUUCUUUCCGGCUUAUUCCGACGACUUCGAUGGGGUUUUGGACCCCGGAGGAUACUCUCACC
Messenger RNA from Notodromas monacha, 1756 nucleotides. Lineage: Eukaryota; Metazoa; Arthropoda; Ostracoda; Podocopida; Cyprididae. The record is from the annotation of a GenBank genome assembly.